UAGAAAUAGUAAGAAAAUUGAAGCACUUGUGUUUAGGACAAGAGAAGAGGCUUUUAUUCCAAAGAAGAUGUGGCUGAUCAUGAAGGUUUUCCUCUUGCAAAUUUUAGCAUUUCUACUUUUUGGUGGUGGCAUCCAUUGCCAAGCUUCAACUCGUCGGCUUACUUUUGUGGUGAAGGAAGCUUCAUAUACAAGGCUUUGUAGCACCAAGAACAUCUUAACAGUAAAUGGACAAUUUCCAGGACCAACUAUAUAUGCUAAGAAAGGAGAGACGAUCAUUGUUGACGUUUAUAACAGGGGAAAAGAAAAUAUCACCAUUCACUGGCAUGGGGUGAACAUGCCUAGAUAUCCAUGGACAGAUGGUCCCGAGUAUAUCACACAAUGCCCAAUUCAACCAGGGUCAAAGUUUAGCCAAAAGAUCAUCCUUUCCUCCGAGGAAGGCACUCUAUGGUGGCAUGCUCACAGUGAUUGGACCCGAGCCACCGUUCAUGGAGCUAUAAUCGUUUAUCCUAAGAAUGGAACCAAGUAUCCUUUUCCCAAACCUAAUGCAGAAAUUCCCAUCAUAUUAGGACAAUGGUGGAAGAGUGAUGUGAAUGCGGUUCGAGAUGAAGCGCUUGCAACUGGAGCUGACCCCAAUGCCUCUGAUUCUUUAUUGAUAAAUGGACAACCUGGUGAUCUUUUUCCAUGCUCAAAAUCAGGCACAUUCAAGCUAACGGUGGAUCAUGGAAAGACCUAUCUACUUCGCAUAAUCAAUGCUGCCUUGCACGAGGCUCUCUUCUUCUCCAUUGCCAAGCAUAAAAUGACAGUGGUUGGAACAGAUGGUAGCUACACAAAACCAUUGACACGAGAUUAUAUCACAAUAUAUCCUGGCCAAACCUACGAUGUCUUACUAGAAGCUAACCAACACCCGGAUCACUAUUACAUGGCAGCUAAAACUUAUUCCAUUGCCCCGGCAGCUCGUAAUUUUUUUGACAACACAACCACCACAGCUAUUGUACAGUACAAGGGAUACUACACUCCAUCUUCACCUCUCUCCUUGCCUUAUUUGCCUACAUACAAUGACACAAAUGCAUCGGUUCAGGUCAUGGCUGGCCUCCGAAGCUUAGCAGAUGCGGAACAUCCUUGCAAUGUCCCAUUGAGCCCGAGCACUAAACUGAUUUACACUGUUGGUAUGAACUCGUACCUAUGCCCCAAUAAUUCAUGUGCAGGGCCCAAUGGGACGCGGUUCUCUGCAAGUAUAAACAACAUAAGCUUCCAAUUCCCUACAAUUGACAUACUACAAGCUUACUAUUAUAACAUUAGUGGUGUAUAUGGAGAUAAAUUUCCUAGUGUUCCAGAACUGGUGUUCGAUUUUACCACUGAUAUUAUUCCCUUAGAGUAUCAGACGCCGAAAAACGGAACAGAAGUAAGGGUGCUUGAGUAUAACUCCACAGUGGAGAUUGUUUUUCAAGGGACAAACUUGAUUGCGGGGACACACCACCCCAUGCAUCUCCAUGGAUACAGUUUCUAUGUUGUUGGAUGGGGAUUUGGGAAUUUCGAUAAAAAUAAGGACCCAUUGCGCUACAAUCUGGUGGAUCCUUCCCUUCAGAGUACCAUCUCUGUUCCUACGAAAGGUUGGGCUGCAAUCAGAUUCGAGGCAUCCAACCCUGGAGUGUGGUUCAUGCACUGCCAUGUAGAACGCCAUCAAACUUGGGGCAUGGAAACUGUGUUCAUAGUGAAAAAUGGUAAACACUCGGAAGCUCAAAUGCUACCUCCGCCAUCCGACAUGCCACCAUGUUGAAGCUGCGAAGAAUUAACAUGCCAAAGAUUUCAUUGAUUGUUUUCAUUAUUCAAAUUUCAUUAUUUAUUUUUUGUUCAAAAAAAUUGUAGAAUAUUGUAAAGUUGUAGAAUACUGUGUUUGGAUUAUUAUAUAAUUUGUCAAUUUCUUGGAUU
Vitis vinifera (wine grape) is the source of this 1929-nucleotide messenger RNA. RefSeq names its product laccase-15-like. Gene Ontology annotation, biological process: lignin catabolic process. Gene Ontology annotation, cellular component: apoplast. Bases 68 to 1777 code for a protein of 569 amino acids. Gene Ontology annotation, molecular function: copper ion binding; hydroquinone:oxygen oxidoreductase activity. The transcript is spliced from 6 exons. The record is from RefSeq and is a predicted model, not a curated record. NCBI's taxonomy places the organism in Eukaryota, Viridiplantae, Streptophyta, Magnoliopsida, Vitales, Vitaceae.